Molecule: messenger RNA, 1143 nt
Organism: Haliotis rufescens (red abalone)
Lineage: Eukaryota; Metazoa; Mollusca; Gastropoda; Lepetellida; Haliotidae
Product: acid-sensing ion channel 4-A-like
Exons: 6
Coding region: 1-1143 (380 amino acids)
Biological process (GO): sodium ion transmembrane transport
Cellular component (GO): membrane
Molecular function (GO): ligand-gated sodium channel activity
Source: RefSeq, a predicted model, not a curated record
AUGACGGGAAUAUGUCUGAAAACGUUGGCUGAUCUUUACAGUACGUACUACAGCUACAACUUUAUCACUAAGAUUACAAGAGAGCGCAAAGAACAGAUCAGGUUUCCUGCAAUCACCAUAUGCAACCUGAACAGGUUUGACAUAAGCCAACAGAACCUUACUGACACAGAGCUGAAGUACCUUCGCCGAAGUGGGGACCUACAUUUCUUAUCUCAGUCUAUUGACUGGAAAGGGGAGGAAGGGAGAGAACUAGAGAAGAUAGAUAAUGUCAAAUUUUGGGAAGGUGGAGCAUACAAAGAAGAAGCAAUGUUCAAGUACAUUUUUUUAAAAAGCAUCAACGUCCCCCCAGAAGCCCUGAAAUACAACCAAAAACAAGAUCAACGCUGCUUCACCUUCAGCGCUAACGCCGAUGAAGAUACUUCAGAGUCUGAAGAUGCACAAUUGAAUGUCGUUGUUAACAUCAUGCAAGAAACCUAUCUAGAGGGAACAGUGUACGAGGCGGGUGUAAAGGUAUAUAUUGAUGAACCAGAUACAGCUCCGAGCUACAGUGAUGAUGCAAUGACGGGUGUACAAGUCGGGACGACGACACGCAUAAAGCUGACCAAGAAGGAGAUGAAGUACCUUCCAACCCCCUAUAAUUCCCGUGGAACGGAUUGUCUGGACACUAAAGCCUCGGACUUUGUCAACUCCCUUGAUUGGUUCAAGCACUACAGCUUUGAUGGGUGUCUUCAUAAGUGCUCCAAUAAGGCUGCCAUGAAUGCCUAUCAAGUACAAUCGGAAGCCAGAAGCGGGAAGAGUUGUUUAUGCCAGUACCAAUGUGAGGAGACAUCGUAUGAUAUACAAGUGUCAUCCAUGACAAUGCCGCAAAACGCCACAUCCGUCGCUUCUUAUGUGGAUUCCACAACUGAUAUGUUAAGACAUAAUUACCUGGUUCUAGAGAUCAAAGUAGCCAGCAUGGUAGUUGAAAGGACAGAGCACACGCCAGAAUUGGAGCUGAAUGAUAUAUUUGCCAGUAUUGGUGGCCAGAUUGGACUGUUUCUUGGGGCCAGUAUCCUCACCAUCACAGAACUGCUGGAACUGUUGAUAACAUGUGUGCUUGCAAGCCUGAAGUCGCUGUGGGCCAGACAUAAACUUCAGGGUUGA